ACGAACAACUGAAGUGUAUUUCAGCGACAUCUAAGAUUAUUAUUUCGAAACUUUAUAUGUUUUAAAAGCUAGAUGAUGAGAAUUACAGCUUUUCUAGCCUUGAAUGUUGUAAAGUUAGAAACGAUGCAAUGAUGGAUGUGGAUUUACUAAGACCAGGCACUGUACCGAUAUCUCCCGACACAAUUCUUUGGUUUGAAUUUUUAUUAAAUCCAUCUUUAUUAAAACAACAUUUAUCUAAAUCUUUUCCCGAUCCUUCAGCAACAGAUUUAAUAAUCAAAUUUAUGACAAUAAAUUCAGAACAAAAAGAAAAUGAAGUGAAAAUUGUUGACACAGAAUCAAAUGAUGUAAAACCUAAUACUACAAGUAAAUGGAGUCACAGAAAUCUUGCUUUGAAAAUACUUUCUUUAAAAGUAGCAGCACAUUUAAAAUGGGAUUUAGAUAUAUUGGAAAGAAAAUUACCUGUGCCUAUACAGUUGACACUAUUACAAGAUCUUUUGUAUAUAACCUCAAACUUAACUGUUGAAAUACCAGCCGUACCUGAAUUUACAAUGCAUCCAAUUUCUGACCAAGUGUUAUUUGCACUUGUUCUGUAUCAUAGGUGGCACAUAAGGGCAAUUAUUUAUAGAGCUUUAAAUAAUAAACAAUUGAAGCAACAAUUUCUUCAUAUUCCAGGUAUUCAAGAAUCAACAUAUGUACCACCUAGUAUAAUAGACGAUAUAAUGAGAAAAUUAGAAGCCCAAGUGAUUAAUAGUGUAAAUGUUUUAAAUAAUGUGCUUGAAAGUAAAGACAUAAGUCCAAAAAUGUUAUCCUUUGAUACUUUCCAAAUGUUGAGUGAAGAUAGCACAGAGAUUAAACAAAAUUGGGAAAAUAUGUAUCCUAUAAAUUUAGAGGAAUUUAAAUGUCAGAUACAUUAUGAUCUAGCAAGGUUUCAUUUAUUGAAAGAAAAAUACCAGGAAGCAAAGCAUCACAUUAUGCAAGCCAAAGAAUUGUUUUAUAAUCUCAGUAAUUCAGAGGAUAAAUUGUAUUGUAAAAUUCAAAAAGAAUUUCUGAAUGGCUGUUGCUUAGCAUGUGAAGUACCUAUAGAAGCAGUUUCUUGUAGUCUCACUCAGCAAUUGCAGGCCUCGAUUAAAGAUCAGUAUACUAAUAUAUUACAAAUUUUACAAGCAGAUAAUAUUACAAGAGAAAUUCCUUUAGUUUAUAGAAAUAAUUUGGAACUUGAUGUACAAGGAGGAUCAGUUAAUAGAAAAAUAGUAGUAGCCCGCGAUCUUUUGCUUCAAAUUCAGUGUUUAAAUUUAGUUAGAAAGAUAUUGGAUAGUGACAUUAUUCUGGGUGAUUAUGUGACAGAAAUACGAAUAGCUGGUAGCAAAGGAAUUGAUGUAUUUUUUUGGGCUCUUGGAAGUGUUUUAGAAAAAGCAACUGAUAUAGAUAAAAAACGCAUUUCCCGUUAUCUUCUUUAUCUUAUACAUACAAGUAAUAUUGAUGAACUUGCUUCCAAAAUCCUGAGCGAUCCACUGUACGUAGCAUUAUUUGAUGAGAAAGAAUUGGAAGAAAUUAGAAAAUCAGUCGAUAUUGAGAAACUAGAGUUACCAGACUUAUUGUUAAAAAAUGAUUGGGGUAUCCCAUUAGUAACAUAUACCCAAAGUUCAAGAAUAGAAAUAUUUGAAUUAGAGCAAAAAUUAAUACAGUCAUAUGCUACUAAUGAAAUUCACGAAAUAUUGAUACAUUUAGAUGGUAAACAUCGAAUGAAACCUUUAUGGCAUGUAAAUAGUUGUUGGGAAUUACCCAUUCCAUUACAAAGUGUUGUAAUGUCUCUUCCUAGAGGCUUCCUUCAAGAUUACUCAUAUGUAUUACUAGCGAAAAGUCGGGAAUUAGUAAUGUCUAAGGACUUUGAAGGAGCAAUCGAAAUUUUAAAUGUAUUAGAAAAAGAAGCACAGCAACAUUCACAAAGUGGUAACACGUUAAUAUUUAAAUUGUGUAAAUUAAUAGAUUGGGAAUGCCUUCUUGUUGAAAUUUGGCGGUGCCUUCAUGUUUGGCCAGCAACAAAUAUAUGUGAUACACAAAGUUUAGUCACGAGGUGUAAGCAGUGUCUUGGAGCAUUACAAGCAACAGAUCAAGUUAUUCCACGACAAGAAAUUAUUGAAUAUUGCAUUGUCUUUCUUUUAAAUAUGGCUGAAUGGGACUAUUUAACAAGUCUAGAAAAACGUUGGAGUUAUUCUGAAUUUGCAGCAGCUAUCAGCAGUGUUUGUCAAGAUAUUGUUAAGUACAAGGGAGGAAGAAAAUUCCCAAGAGAAGCGUGGGAUAUGGUUUUAACUGCCUUUGGACCAACUAGAGAUCAACCACAAAAACGAAGUAAUAGUGGUAAUAGUGGAACAAAUGCUGGUAGUGCUUCAAGAGAUGUUAUUGCUAGCAUUGGAGGUACUCUUAGUAGACUGCGCGAACCAAUGGUUCUUACUGUUGUUAUUUCACUAUUAGCACGCUUACGAAAUGUUUUACGCGAUGAGUCUAGCCUUGAAUUACAUACACAGUAUCUUUCUCUCUGGCCAGCUGGUAUACCAAAUGCUAAUUCUUAUAACAUAAGAACCAUAGGAGAAUUAUUGUUUCAAUUAUUAAUACAAGCUUUGAAAUAUUAUCCAAGUAAUGUUCCUUGGCUGAGACUUAUGGGAGAUCUUAAUUUUGUUCUAGGUUAUUAUGAAAGUGCAAUAAAAUAUUAUUUAGAAGCUAUCAUGGUAGCUAGUGAUCUAUUUAGUCAACCGGUACCAAGAUCACAGAUCGACGAUCUUGUUUAUAGACGUAUGAUUAAAUGUUGUGCUCAUUUACAAUGUUAUACUCAAGCUGCUGUAUUAUGCCAAUUUUUAGAGGAAGUAGAUUAUUCGUUGGCAUUUAAAAUGGCAGCCAGUGACCAAAAAAGUUGCGCUCCAGCCGAUGCAAUGGAUGCGUAUUAUCAUUGUAUUUGGGAUACUACAAUACUUGAGUAUCUGAUUCACUUACACACAAAACGCGGUGAACAUCAUAGGAAACAAUUAGCGAUUAAAGUAAUUGGUUUAUUGGAGUUGAAUUCCAAUAAUAAUGAAGAAAUACAGAGAGAAGCAGCGAAUAUUCGAAAGGCAAAAUUUUUGAGAGCAUUAGCAAAACAGUAUGUUUGUUAA
Molecule: messenger RNA, 3146 nt
Organism: Habropoda laboriosa
Lineage: Eukaryota; Metazoa; Arthropoda; Insecta; Hymenoptera; Apidae
Gene: IntS8
Product: integrator complex subunit 8
Exons: 12
Coding region: 129-3146 (1005 amino acids)
Biological process (GO): snRNA 3'-end processing
Cellular component (GO): integrator complex
Molecular function (GO): protein binding
Source: RefSeq, a predicted model, not a curated record